AUGAAAAAUGUAACCCAUUCUUUCGUUUUUUUAGCUCACUGGCCAUCCGCUGGCAGUUUCGGGCUUAAUACCGAUAUUUUAGCAACAAAUCUAAUAAAUCUAACUGUAGUGGUUGGUGUUUUGAUUUUUUUUGGAAAGGGAGUGUUAAAAGAUUUAUUAGAUAAUCGAAAACAGAGGAUCUUGAGUACUAUUCGAAAUUCGGAAGAAUUGCGUAGAGGGACCUUUGAGCAGCUCGAAAAAGCUCGGAUUCGAUUACAGAAAGUCGAACUAGAAGCGGAUGAGUAUCGAAUGAAUGGAUACUCUGAGAUAGAACGAGAAAAAGAAAAUUUGAUUAAUGCUACUUCUAUUAGUUUGGAACAAUUAGAAAAGUCUAAAAACGAAACCCUUUAUUUUGAAAAACAAAGGGCAAUGAAUCAGGUCCGACAACGGGUUUUCCAGCAGGCCGUACAAGGAGCUCUAGGAACUCUGAAUAGUUGUUUGAAUACCGAGUUACAUUUCCGUACGAUUCGUGCUAAUAUUGGCAUUCUCGGGUCCAUGGAAUGGAAGAGAUAA
Brachypodium distachyon (stiff brome) is the source of this 552-nucleotide messenger RNA. The record is from the annotation of a RefSeq genome assembly. NCBI's taxonomy places the organism in Eukaryota, Viridiplantae, Streptophyta, Magnoliopsida, Poales, Poaceae.